GAACUCCUGUGAGAAAUGAUAUUCAAAAUUUGAAAGUGGAUCUCCCGCCAAAAAUUAUCCUAACCUAACUAAUAAUGGUCAACGUUCAAUUUCUUGAGUUAUGAUUUUGGAAGGCAUAAAUGAAUAGUAAAUGAGUGAGGAACGAAAAAAGAGCACGAACAUAAUUCAAAACUGUAGAAGUCACUAUUAUAAUGAAACUCUAAAUAGUUUCAGGGAAUUGAGGAGGUUUGAAUAGUAUCUCAGUAACUUAAUUUUUGUGAACUGAAAAAAAAAAUCAAAUGGAUGAUUCUUUAGCAAAUGUGGCUGCAGAAUUCGACGAAGACUUUAAUGAAUUAGAUGCACAAAUUGCGGGUCCUUCCACUUCAGAUCCAGGCCAAAAAACAGGCAAAGUUUCAACAAAAACUCACAGUAUUUUGGUAAAUCAAAAACAAAGAGGAAAUCCAUUACUCAAAGCUAUACAUAAUGUUACUUGGGAAUAUGACGAUAUUGUUCCAGAUUAUCAAAUGGGUCAAUCAAUAUGUGCCUUAUUUUUAUCAUUACGUUAUCACAAUUUGAAUCCAGAUUAUAUUCAUGAUAGACUGAAGAAGCUUGGACAGAUGUACCAGUUACGAGUUUUACUUGUUCAGGUUGAUAUCAAAGAUCCUCAUCAUGUGUUGAAAAAUUUAACAAGAAUAUGCAUCCUGGCUGAUUUAACCUUGAUCUUAGCUUGGAGUUCUGAAGAAGCCGGGAAAAUAAUAGAAACCUAUAAAAUUUACGAAAAUAAACCUGCUGAUAAUAUUAAAGAAAAGAGUGAAUCUUCUCCUCAUUUGAGACUUAUUCAGGCUUUAACAUCUAUAAAACCUGUCAACAAAUCUGAUGCCAUGGCUUUGAUUGACAAAUAUAAGACUCUGAAAGGUAUUUUACAAGCAAGUGAAUUUCAAAUCGCAGAAAUGCCUGGUUUUGGGACAAGAAAAGCCAAAAAACUCUACAGCACCUUGCAUACUAAAUUCUGUAAGUGAUGAUGUAAGUAACAGAGAAAGAAAAAACUAGAGUCCAAGACUGUUUUGUCCAUUUGAUAAGAUCAAUACCACUAGCGUAUUUUUUAUAGUAACAGUUGGUUAGAAAAGCAAAUAAAUAUUUCACCUAGUCUCUAUUUACUCAAAUUGAUUAUCUCCAAGUAGCAACAGAAGGCCUUACAUAAAAUUGAUUUUUUUCUCAACAAGAAUGUUGUGAUUGAUGAGUGAAUAGCUUAAAAUCAUUUUAUUUAUUGUGGAAUUUGUCAGGUUAUUUAAUCUUUUAAGUUUGUCGAAGUGUUCUAAAAGCCAGUGCAAAUGAAAGUAAUACUUCGAGCCAAUUAGUAGUCUAUGUAAUAUUUAUAAAUGAAAGGAACUCAAAAAGUACAAUUUACUUUGUUUUUCAUUCUUCUUAUAUCGAGUUUUAAGACAAACAAAUUGAUUGCUUUUGAAAAAAUUUUCUAUGGUUAACGAAAAAAAAGUAUAUUUUUUUUAUGAUAAAACUGAAGAUUGACAUAGUAUAAAUACUAGUAAAAACUUCACUGUCACUUGUGAUUUCCACAAUGCAUGUUUUUUCUUCGUGUGUUGCUCCUAUUUCUAACUUCACUUUUGGUUAAAAGUGACAAAUACCAUUUCAUAACCAAUGAUUGAGCUGAAGUUAUGUGGCCCCAUGCAUCACAAACAGAAAGAGGUAUGGAGACAGACCCAUGUAUAUGGUUGCCAGAUUUCACAACUAUUCUUUAGUUUCAUGAAUGAAAAAGGGACUCUGCCACACAUACUCUUCAAGUCAUUUGAAGUUUCUGAAGUAAUAAUUUCUUUGAAAAAUCGUGAGAGAUAUCUUCUGAAUUAUAGGAAACUUCCUCAUAAAAUCUUGAAAUCAUAUUCUAUUUAUGCAUUUGAGAGAACUUAGGUAUUUAUUACUUCUUGAGGAGUUUAUUAUGAAACAAUGUUAAUUGUUUUUAGGAAAUUCAAAUAAAUCUCUAUGAAUGUCACUCUUGAACUCAAAUUUGUCUAAGUUUCAACAUCAACUGAACUAUAUCCCUGAGGAAUUUGCAUUUUUUUGUGAUUAUUAUAUAAAUGAAUUAUAUAAAUUCAGAA
This is a messenger RNA of Leptinotarsa decemlineata (Colorado potato beetle), 2090 nucleotides long. It is a transcript of the gene Ercc1, whose product is annotated as DNA excision repair protein Ercc1. Gene Ontology annotation, molecular function: damaged DNA binding; single-stranded DNA binding. Gene Ontology annotation, cellular component: ERCC4-ERCC1 complex; nucleus; nucleotide-excision repair factor 1 complex. The record is from RefSeq and is a predicted model, not a curated record. Gene Ontology annotation, biological process: UV-damage excision repair; mitotic recombination. NCBI's taxonomy places the organism in Eukaryota, Metazoa, Arthropoda, Insecta, Coleoptera, Chrysomelidae.